Tigriopus californicus is the source of this 2028-nucleotide messenger RNA. RefSeq names its product EH domain-containing protein 1-like. The transcript has 7 exons. Bases 180 to 1958 code for a protein of 592 amino acids. Gene Ontology annotation, molecular function: protein binding; GTP binding. Lineage: Eukaryota; Metazoa; Arthropoda; Copepoda; Harpacticoida; Harpacticidae. Gene Ontology annotation, cellular component: cytoplasm; plasma membrane. Gene Ontology annotation, biological process: endocytosis; endosomal transport. The record is from RefSeq and is a predicted model, not a curated record.
CUCUUUUCGCUGUUUAUCAUGAGCUCCAUGGAAGCUCAGAUUUCUCCCCUGUCAACAAAUCAAAGAGAGCCAAUUUCAGACGUCUUCACUCGCGAAAAUUGUAAAGCAGUCCAAACGACAACUGGCAGUGCUCAAUUGGCAAUCAAGUCGAAUCGAGAACACAACUUGUUCUGGUCAUCAUGUCCUUGAGACGAAAAGUGUCGGACUCGCCUUCGGCCAUGUCAUCCGCGUCCAAUGAGUCGUUCGUGUCAUCCUCAAACUCGUCGGGUUGGUUUCGUAAGAGCUCCACAUUGGCCGCUUUUGGAUCUCGGCGAUCCAGCAAGAAGGAUCAACCCGACAAUAUCGUCUCAGCCGAACUCUACACUUGUUACAAGAAGACGUUGAAAAAGUUCGAGGGCGAAUGUCUUUUCCAUGUUUUCAACUCGCCUCCUUUGGAGGAGGCCGAAUUCGAGGCCAAACCCGUGAUUAUGCUCUUGGGUCAAUAUUCAACGGGAAAGACCACCUUCAUUCGACAUUUGUUGGGAGAAGAUUUCCCGGGCAUUCGAAUCGGACCCGAACCAACCACCGAUUGCUUCAAUGUUAUCAUGAAAGGAGCGCAAGCCUCGGUGAUCCCGGGAAAUGCUGUUACAGUGGACCCAAGAUAUCAAUUCAGGGCACUCAAAAUGUUUGGUGGUGGGUUCUUGAAUCGCUUACAAUGUUCGAUCAUGGACGCGGAUAUUUUGGAAAACAUCACUCUCAUCGAUACCCCCGGGAUUUUGGCUGGGGAAAAGCAAUGCCUUCACCGGGGUUACGACUACAAUGGGGUGGUUAAAUGGUUUGCUCAAAGAGUGGAUCGUAUUCUGGUGCUCUUUGACGCCCACAAACUCGAUAUUUCGGACGAGAUGCGAAAUGCUUUAGGAGCGUUGAGUGGCCAUUCCGAAAAGAUUCGAGUGGUUUUGAAUAAGUCGGACAUGGUCUCACCCCAACAACUGAUGAGGGUUUAUGGGUCCUUGAUGUGGUCCUUGGGAAAAGUCUUGCCCAAUCCGGAGAGUGUCCGUGUUUAUCUAGGCUCUUUCUGGGAUCAGCCUUUGGUUCAUGAGACUUACAGGGAGCUAUUCAACAUGGAGCACACGGACCUAUUCGAAGAUCUGAACGGUUUGCCGCGAUUCGCCGCACUUCGUUUGAUUAACGACUUCAUCAAGCGCGCUCGUGAUGCUCGAAUCCAAGCUCUUAUCAUAUCCGAAUUAGCCAAGAGGAUGCCCUCCGUAUUCAGAAAGGACAAGAGAAAAAAGGAGCUAAUUGACAACCUGGAUUUCAUCUUCCAAGCCAUUCAGGAUGUACAUGGAAUCUCUCCCUCCGAUUUCCCUGAGAUCGAGCCCUUCAAGGCCAAAUUGGAACGGGUGGAUUGGUCCACUUUCCGUCAGAUUGAGCGCAGCCAAUUUGAUCGCUUGCAGAAGAUGAUCAACGAGGACAUGGCCAAGGUCAUGCAGACCAUUCCUUGCCAUGGAACUCAGAUCAUUAAAAAUAAUAAGCCACCACCUUCGUCAUCAAAUCUAAAUGGACCGUUAAGUGACUUGACAAGUGCAAAAACGCCCUUUAGAAAGGAUGAUUCACUUGAAGAGAAUUACAACUGGGAUUUGAAACAUCGGAGCGAAGGAGGCUGGCCGGUCGAGAAACACGUGUGCUACUCCUUGUGGAGAAAAGAGUUUGAAGAUCUUUCCCCAUUUGAGGGAAAUAUCAGCGGAGCUUUGGCGAAAAGUGAAUUGACCAAGUCUAAGCUUCCGAAUGUGGUUCUAUCGAAGAUAUGGAUCAUGUCGGAUGUGAACAAAGAUGGAAUGUUGAAUUCAGAUGAGUUUUGUUUGGCCAAAUUUCUUUUGGAAGAGAAACUUCAAGGCCGAGAUUUACCCAAAGAGUUGCCUGAUUUUCUGUUACCUCCGAUCCCAUCCGAUGAAGAGGAGGCAUCGUCCAUCUCUCAUUGAUAUUGCGUGUAUUAUAAAUACUGUUUUUGUGCACUGACGUUGGUCCAAUCAUAAAUAUUUCCUUUCGGUU